Messenger RNA from Periophthalmus magnuspinnatus, 5183 nucleotides. It is a transcript of the gene xylt1, whose product is annotated as xylosyltransferase I. The record is from RefSeq and is a predicted model, not a curated record. Gene Ontology annotation, molecular function: protein xylosyltransferase activity. Gene Ontology annotation, cellular component: membrane. The transcript is spliced from 11 exons. Lineage: Eukaryota; Metazoa; Chordata; Actinopteri; Gobiiformes; Gobiidae. Bases 68 to 2881 code for a protein of 937 amino acids. Gene Ontology annotation, biological process: heparan sulfate proteoglycan biosynthetic process; chondroitin sulfate proteoglycan biosynthetic process.
CCGCUACACUUCCACUCGUGUUGGCGUCGCGCUGCGCAGAGCCACAGAGCAGCAGCCCGGAGUGAACAUGGUCGGCGGCUUGUGCGCUCGCAGGUUGGCCCGGCGCUCGCGGUCCACCCUUAUAGCAGCCCUCACCGUGUUGCUGGUGCAGACGCUCAUCGUUUGGAACUUCAGCAGCCUCGACUCUGGCGAAGAGCGAGAGGACCGUGGAUCCAGUGUGCGCGAGAAGAGGGACCGGCUCUCGGGCAACAAAGCCGCUGGCAGCGACUAUUUCCAGCACGGGCACCACCAGCGGCAGCAUCUCUCCCCGCCUGGAAGAGGGGCGUCUCGACACAUACAGCAGCCGGAUGGGUAUUACUCGCAUCGGCCGAAGGAGAAAGUGGACAGCAACAAUGAGAACUCAGUGCCCAAAGACUUUGAAAAUAUAGACAAUAGUAAUUUCGGGGCGAGAUCGCAGCCCCAUAGACAAACAGUGGGCUCUCCUGGGAGUAAACAGCAGAGGGCGCAUUUCCAAGAGAGGGCCCACGCUCAGCAGCAAGCCUGGCGGGACAGUGCGCCCAGCAUGAGCCGGGCAUCCAAUGAGGUCCUCCCCAUGGGGCACUCCCAACACCUCUCAAUGGGAAUAAACAACUUCUCUCAACACGUCAGCCAACAGUACCGCAGUGUCCCAUCACCGCAGACCCAGCACAGGCACGUACACCCGCACAGGAGGCAGGAGGCGGCAGCAGCGCCCCUGGAGGUCGCCUACGAGCAGCCGCCCAAAUGCGAGAUCAAUGGUAAAGAGGCCAUCUCGGCGCUGUCCCGAGCCAAGAGCAAAGAGUGUAGGCAGCAGAUAGCGGAGGUGUACUGCAGGCACAAAGAGGGACAGCUGAUGCCCGACAAGGUCACACGCUACUGUCCCAUUGAAGGUAAAGCCAAUGUUAAUAUCCAGUGGGAUGAGGACUCAGCUGAGACUGUUCUAUCUAAACCAGUACGAAUCGCCUUUGUGCUGGUGGUCCAUGGACGAGCCUCUCGACAACUGCAGCGCCUUUUCAAAGCCAUUUACCACACAUCACACUAUUACUACAUACACGUUGACCAGCGCUCCAACUACUUACACAGACAAGUGCUGUCCCUGGCGUCUCAGUAUCCCAACGUGAGGGUGACUCCAUGGCGCAUGUCCACCAUUUGGGGCGGAGCCAGUCUUCUCACCAUGUACCUGCGCAGUAUGGCCGAUCUGCUGGCCAUGAGAGACUGGAGCUGGGACUUCUUCAUCAACCUCAGUGCGGCCGACUACCCCAUCAGGACCAAUAACCAGCUGGUGGCCUUCCUGUCCAAAUACAGAGAGAUGAACUUCAUCAAGUCCCAUGGCAGAGAUAACGCCAGGUUUAUCCGUAAACAGGGGUUGGACCGCCUGUUCUAUGAGUGUGACACCCACAUGUGGAGACUGGGUGACAGGAAGAUCCCAGAGGGCAUCUCUGUGGACGGAGGCUCAGACUGGUUCCUGCUCAAUCGUAUGUUUGUGGAAUAUGUCAUCAAGUCUCAGGACGACCUGGUCACCAACAUGAAGCGCUUUUACGCCUACACCCUGCUGCCUGCUGAGUCAUUUUUCCACACUGUGCUGGAGAAUAGCGUCUACUGCGAGAGCAUGGUGGACAACAAUCUGCGCAUCACAAACUGGAACCGCAAACUGGGCUGUAAAUGCCAGUACAAGCACAUUGUGGACUGGUGCGGCUGCUCCCCCAACGACUUCAAACCUGCCGACUUCCACCGCUUCCAGCAAACUGUCCGCCCCACCUUCUUCGCUCGUAAGUUUGAGGCCAGCGUGAACCAGGAGAUCGUGAACCAGUUGGAUUCGUACCUGUUUGGCCCUCUGCCUCAUGGGACACCAGCCCUCAACUCGUACUGGGAAAACAUCUACGACGAGCCCGAUGGAGUGGCCACUUUAUCUGACACUCAGCUCACCUACUACCACUCCUUCUCCAGACUGGGACUGUCCCGGGCUGCCUCCUCUCUGCAAGGGAACCCCAAUGACCACAGCUGCAGGUACUUCCCCAUGGGACAUCCCAUAUCGGUGCAUCUCUACUUCCAGGAGGACCAGUUUCAGGGCUACCUGGUCAGACACCACGCCACCAACCUGGCAACCAGCAAACUGGAAACCAUGGAGACCUGGGUGGCUCUUAAGAAAAACUUUAAGAUGACCCUCCCUCCUAGCAGCACAUUCAGCAGGUUGCAGUUUGCCGAGGUCGGUACCGAGUGGGACGCCAAAGAGCGUAUGUUCAGGAAUUUCGGGGGUUUGAUGGGCCCUAUGGAUGAGACGGUCGGGAUGCAGAAGUGGAACAAAGGCCCAAAUGUUACAGUGACGGUGGUGUGGAUAGAUCCAACUAACGUUAUCGCCGCCACCUACGACAUCCUGAUCGAUGCCAGUGCAGAGUACACACAUUACCGGCCUCCGCUAAAACAGCCGCUGCGUCCCGGAGUGUGGAACGUCAGGAUCCUGCACCAUUGGAGCCCUGUGGCUGAGCUGCGCUUCCUCAUUGCACCACUGGCCUACAGCAAGCACCAGCCCAUAAGACAAGAGGAUGCUCUGAAGCUGCACAACGGCCCGGCGAAGAACAGUUACAUGGACCAGAGCUUCCAUGGCCUGAACCCGGUGCUCAACAUUCCAGUGAGCCUGGAGCUGGUGGAGCGCUCCAAGAGGAAUGCGGCUCUGACAGGGGCGGAGCUAGAGGGCUGGGUGGACAGUGUGGUAGGAGACAUGUGGGAGGCAGUGGAUGUGUGCGCGGUGGGCCUUAGUGCGUGCCCCGUCAUGCAGGCCUGUCCCAAGAACCGCUGGAGCUCCCUGAGCGCAGACCCCAAAUCCCACCUGGGACCUCCACGCCCUGACGGGCGCAUAAGGUAGCAGCAGCGCCUCAACUGGAACAGGAGGCUGAGUAUUGUUACAGUUUAUUUAUUUCAAAGGGUUCAUAAAUGGGCCUUUGCACUUCCUGUCUCCAGAGGAAGUGGAUUAUAUUCUGGAUGUUGGUAAAGCGGAGAAUGCAGAGACGGCUCCUGGGACAGUCGUGUGGGGAUUAUGCUGGCAUUGCUUUUUCAGUGUGUUUAUUUGUUUCCUCAUGGCUGAGUUUUACUGUGAUCAAACUUUGAAAUGUCCAGCCUUUAAUAUUCCUCUGGAUGGAGCCAGACCAGGGCCAUGUGCUCCCCACUGCUGAGUUGUGGAAUCCUGCUGCGAAAGGCCUUAUAGUUUAUGACAUAGUUUAUGGGGAGGGGUACUGAGUACUAUGUGCCUCCUAGUGUUCUGUCAGCACAAACUAAAUAAGAUAUUUAAAUGUUGUAAUGUGCCGUACUGCAGAGGCGUUCAAAUCAUUUUAAACAGAUAUUUAGCAUCACAACACUUAAAAGUGUAAAUGUGCAGCAGCUCAGUGCGUUUCAUGUGAGUGCCUGAUCAGAGCUGCUGUGCUUAAUGGAAGUGACAAAUGCAAAUACAGAGGCCUUCCAAGAAUAAUUCAUUCUGUUUGGACUGUAAUGGAAAUCUAAUGUAGGUAGUUUUUUGUGUUUCAACUCAUAAUCGCUACAUUUGUCAUGUUUGGAGACUUAGCAUUCAGAGGAUAGGUGUCUUUAAUAAAUCCCACAUAUUGUGACAGGCAGGGGGCGACGGAACAAACUGUUUGUUACAAAACUGCCUCAAACUUGAAACUUUCGAGCUGACCUUAAACUCUCAUUUUGUUCUGUCAUUUUUAUCUUUCUUCCAGUUUCAAUGGCGCUUGAUGUUGUAUAUAAUUCUAGAAGUCUCAAACGUGUGUGAAUGACGAGAGUCCAUGAGUAUUUAUUUAUAAAUUUAUAUGGAGACUGAUAAGUUUAGUCAGUGACUAAAUAAGUGCGUCGCUGCCUUGGCAGCAUGAUAAAUAUUUUUUGUAAAGAAAGUCGCCUUUAUUUACAAAGGCCCACAGCUCAAACUGUACUUUCUAUGGCCGCACCUGUGUGUCAGUCUGUGUUCUGUCUAACUUUGACCUAUGAGGUCAAAGGUCAGCUACCUAACAACGUCACCAAACCGAGAAGAUGAAGGAAGGAAACAUUACUUACACUGGACACUAUUUCAUUGUCUGUCUGAGUGAUAGUGACGGUAGUGUUUCAUUGUGACAAUAAUGUGCAGCUCACACUAAAUAGUACUGUGCCCAAACUUAAAUGAAGUACAUAAACUGAGUUAACAGUUCAACCAUCAAGACAAUCUGGACCUUUGGGACAUGUGAAAUCUGAGGAUGGGCUGUGUAACAAACACAUAAUGAGGUCUGUGUUAGUUUUAGUUUAAAUCAUCCAUUAGCUGUGCAGUGCGUGACACCUGGGUUUGUUCAGCAUUGAGUGCUGUAGUGAAGCCUAAUUAAAGACAUUACUGUUCAUUAAUGUCAAGUUGACCUUGUGUGUGUCAAAUGUGUUGGUUACUGCUGCCUCUCCUCCUCCCUGAACUCCACUGCUUCUGUGGGUAGAGACAAUGAGAAACAUGCAGUGUCACUUUACUCAUACAAAAUAAAUACAACUAAUAGUGAAUAGAUCAUUUCAAAAACAGUUUUUUGAUUAAUGUGAAAGUCCUAUUUUGUAACAAAAUGAUUAACAAUGAUGAAAAUGUACAUAAGAAUUUUGUAAUGAGUCAUUGUUUCAAGAGUAUUGUACAUGUAAAUACAGAUGUGGUUUAAAAAGAUGGUGACUUAUUCAAAGGUUUUUGAGGUGUGUAAUUGGACACAAAAGUAAAUAAAAUGGGUGGUGUAUAUUGAUAAAGUACCUAAUCUAUCAGUGUUUGGCCAGCGCCUGUUUGCCGCCUCAGAGUAAAUCUAAUGCCAGAUUGUUGUUAUUCUUACUGGAAUGUAUUGUUGAGCAACUGUUGCACAAACGUCUCACUUUUUCACUCAAUUAUUUGACAUGUUGUUCUCGGGGAGGCUCUGUGUGCCUUAGCUGACUUUAGAACCUUCUCUGUCUUUACAAUGACACAUGUUUCUUUUAAUUUGACCUUGUGUAAUGACUACCAUGAAUCUGCUUUUGAUUUGCCAGUACUGCAACACCAAAUAGAUGUCUGCUGUUGUGUACUUUCAUCAGGCCUUCUGUCUUUACCACCUUUUGUUUUAUGCCUUUUUUGAAAAUGACAUUUGUUGUACUUGACUGGCUUAUUUUAUGUUUCUCUGACUGCUUUUUGAAAAUAAAAGCUGAAAAGUGAU